Molecule: messenger RNA, 2594 nt
Organism: Heterocephalus glaber (naked mole-rat)
Lineage: Eukaryota; Metazoa; Chordata; Mammalia; Rodentia; Bathyergidae
Source: RefSeq, a predicted model, not a curated record
GCUCCCAGAACCAGGCCAGGGCCCAGGGACAGGAAGGCCGGAUGGGACCCCAUGCUGAGCCCCCAGGACCCAGGGGCAAGCAGCACCAGCCUGGCCCAGGGAAGACAGAAGGGAUCCACAGACUCGCAAGCUGAGCCCAGGGACUGAGCGGGAGGCCAGGCUACAGGGUGGAAGGGAAGGUCCAGAGGCAGUGGGCUAAGGCAGAGCUGCAGGGAAAGGAGCCGCAUGGUGGGCUGCGUGCCUGAGCCCCUUGCCUGCUCCUCAUCUGGUGCCAUUUGUGUCGGAUACCCAAGUCUACGCCCAGGUCAUCCACAGUAUCCCCAGUGACACCUGAUAGGAGAGGCCUCAGGGCUCCUUAGCUCUUGGGCAGUGCCCACCUGCACCCCAGAACCCUGUGCCCUGUGCCACCACCAGGCCUGGGAGCCAGGGAAUCAGGAGCUCCUUGACUCUGCCCCCUAAAAAUUGGUCUGGGCUUGUCUGACACCCGUAAGGUCACUACAGCCACCUCCAUGGACAGAGGGAAGGCAAGUCUGGGGGCCUGCAGGGGCAGCAGACGGAGCAGGCCAGGGUGGGGGAGGGUGGGGGCCAUCCGCCUCUAACCCGCCCUCCCCUAGCACAUCUGGCCUGGUCCCGGGUCUGCCCCUGCCCACAAUCCAUGCGGAAUCCCCUUGCUGGUGGGCAGGUCCCCCACCCCAAUCUGGCUACGCUCGACCUGGUGGACAGGAGCCCGAGAAACGCAGGGACCUCCAGUUCUGUCCCAGCCUUGGAGGAGGGCAGCAUGGACCCCUGGGCCCUCUCUCAGCUGAAGGACACAGGCCAGCUGAAAGCGUUCAGCAUGGCUGGCAGGAUGCGCAGGACGGUCGUCGGCCUUCUCAAGGCCUGUGGGCUCCUGUGCAGCCUCUACUUCUUCAUCUGCUCCCUGGAUAUCCUCAGCUCUGGCUUCCAGCUGCUGGGCAGCAGAAUGGCUGGAGACGUCUUCAAAGACAACGUGGUGCUGUCCAACCCUGUGGCGGGACUGGUCAUCGGUGUGCUGGUCACGGUGCUUGUGCAGAGCUCCAGCACAUCUUCCUCCAUUGUGGUCAGCAUGGUGGCCUCCAAGCUGCUGAGCGUCCAGGCGUCUGUCCCGAUCAUCAUGGGUGUCAACGUGGGCACCUCCAUCACCAGCACCCUGGUCUCUAUGGCACAGUCAGGGGACCGGGACGAGUUUCGUAGGGCCUUCAGUGGCUCGGCUGUGCAUGGCAUCUUCAACUGGCUCACGGUGCUGGUCCUGCUGCCCCUGGAGAGUGCCGUGGCCCUGCUGCAGAGGCUGAGUGCGCUGGCCCUGGGCGUCGCCCGCCUGCAGCCUGGGGCACGGCCCCCCGACGUCCUCAAGGCACUGACAAAGCCACUCACACACCUCAUCGUGCAGCUGGAUGGCGAUCUGAUAGCCAGCAGUGCCACUGGCAACAACACCACCAGCAGCCUCAUUAGGCAGUGGUGCGGUCGCAGCAGGGAGCCGAGCCAGGGCCACAGCAAUGGAACUGGAGCCCUCAGCCCCUGCGCCGGGAAGAACAGCUCAGCCCUCGAAGACAGGCUGCCCUGCCGCCACCUGUUUGUGGGCUCGGUGCUCACAGAUCCAGCCGUGGGCUGCAUCCUGCUGGCCGGCUCCCUGCUGGUGCUGAGCGCAUGCCUGGUCCUCAUUGUCAAGCUGCUCAACUCUGUGCUUCGAGGUCGUGUUGCCCAGGCUGUGAGGACCGUCAUCAACGCAGGUGUUGGGGUGAUCAGCCUGGACCGGGCGUACCCACUGCUCCUGGGCUCCAACAUUGGCACCACCACCACGGCCCUGCUGGCUGCCCUGGCCAGCCCCUCAGACAUGCUGCUCUCUGCCGUCCAGGUCGCCCUUAUCCACUUCUUCUUCAACCUUGCUGGCAUUCUGCUGUGGUACAUGGUGCCUGUCCUGCGGUUGCCCAUCCCACUGGCCAAGCACUUUGGGGACCUGACUGCCCGCUACCGCUGGGUGGCCGUCGUCUACCUGCUGCUCACCUUCCUGCUGCUGCCCCUGGCAGUCUUUGGGCUCUCUCUGGCAGGGGGCACGGUGCUGGCCACUGUCGGAGCGCCCCUGGUGGGGCUGGUGCUCCUCCUCAUCCUGGUUAACGUCCUGCAGCGGCGCCGACCAUCCUGGCUGCCCCGCAGCCUUCGCUCCUGGGCCUGGCUGCCCCUCUCUCUCCGAUCUCUGGAGCCCUGGGACCGCCUCGUGACCCACUGCUGCCCACGCAGGGCCUGCACUCGCCCCCAGACGGCCACCAAAGAGGCGUGCUGCUACGAGACUCCUGAGGUCCUGGCCUCCCAGCAGUUUUGAAGGGUGGGUGCCCGCCUACCCUUCCAGCCCCAUCGGGCUGAGACUGGUGCUGUUGGAGAGCUGGCCUGCCAUGUGUCCCUGCGGGCACAAUUCUUCUGAGGCGCUGCACCCUUUUGCAAAUAAACGAGGGUGUUACCCAGGAGUGGUGGUCUCUCCCUAGACGGGGCUUCCAGGGAAGGGUCCCGCUGGAGCUGGAGGCGCGGCUCGAUGCUGCCCCUAGCGGACACUCAGGGGCCAGGGGCAGGUGAUAUUCCUC